GAGGAGCGGGACCAGCGCGAGAGUCCGGGCCGCGAGCGCAGAGCGGGACCUCUCGGCCGUAGCCAGAAUGCCAGGACUAAGCUGCAGAUUCUACCAGCAUAAAUUUCCAGAGGUGGAAGAUGUAGUGAUGGUCAAUGUUCGGUCCAUUGCUGAAAUGGGAGCCUAUGUCAGCCUGCUGGAGUACAACAACAUUGAAGGCAUGAUUCUUCUCAGUGAGCUAUCCAGAAGACGUAUUCGUUCCAUAAACAAACUCAUCCGCAUCGGGAGAAACGAAUGUGUCGUGGUCAUAAGAGUUGACAAAGAGAAAGGUUAUAUUGAUUUGUCAAAAAGAAGAGUUUCUCCAGAGGAGGCAAUCAAAUGCGAAGACAAAUUCACAAAAUCGAAGACUGUUUACAGCAUCCUUCGUCAUGUUGCUGAAGUCUUGGAGUACACUAAGGAUGAGCAGCUUGAGAGUCUGUUCCAGAGAACUGCCUGGGUAUUUGAUGACAAGUACAAAAGACCGGGAUAUGGUGCUUAUGAUGCAUUCAAGCAUGCAGUCUCAGACCCUGCAAUCCUGGAUAGCCUAGAUCUGACAGAGGAAGAGAGGCGUGUAUUGAUUGACAAUAUUAACAGACGUCUGACACCACAAGCAGUCAAAAUCCGAGCUGAUAUUGAGGUUGCCUGUUAUGGUUAUGAAGGCAUAGAUGCAGUAAAAGAAGCUCUGAGAGCAGGCUUGAACUGUUCCACAGAGAACAUGCCCAUUAAAAUUAAUCUGAUAGCCCCUCCUCGUUAUGUGAUGACUACAACAACACUGGAGAGAACUGAAGGAUUGUCUGUUCUAAAUCAAGCCAUGGCUGUAAUUAAAGAAAAAAUUGAGGAGAAGAGAGGUGUCUUUAAUGUGCAGAUGGAGCCUAAGGUGGUUACUGACACAGAUGAGACUGAGCUUGCAAGGCAGUUGGAAAGACUGGAGAGGGAAAAUGCUGAAGUGGAUGGGGACGAUGAUGCUGAGGAAAUGGAAGCCAAAACUGAAGACUAAAUAUUCUGGGAUAUUUAGAAGAGAAAGACCAUAUG
Gavia stellata (red-throated loon) is the source of this 1050-nucleotide messenger RNA. It is a transcript of the gene EIF2S1, whose product is annotated as eukaryotic translation initiation factor 2 subunit alpha. The record is from RefSeq and is a predicted model, not a curated record. Bases 68 to 1015 code for a protein of 315 amino acids. The transcript is spliced from 8 exons. Gene Ontology annotation, molecular function: RNA binding; translation initiation factor activity; ribosome binding. Gene Ontology annotation, cellular component: eukaryotic translation initiation factor 2 complex; eukaryotic 48S preinitiation complex; eukaryotic translation initiation factor 2B complex. Lineage: Eukaryota; Metazoa; Chordata; Aves; Gaviiformes; Gaviidae.